AUGGGGGCUGUCCGCGGACCCGAGACAUUCGCCAAGAACCGUGAGCUAGAGGUGAUCCACUCCCCUUUGGGCCAUGCUUUCAAGGCCGCUUUGGUGCGUGUUCCCGAGCUCCUCGCCAUAGCGGCGUCAAGUUCGGCGAGGCCGUGUGGUUCAAGGCGGGCUCCCAGAUCUUCAGCAAGGGAGAAAACUACCGCAGAACUUUGGCUCAAGCUGGAAUUGAUCUGUAUGUCCAAGGAUCUAACCAGUAAGAUGCACGUGAAGAUGAAGUUGCUCACACACAAGCUGCAAGAAGGUGGUUCGGUGAUGAACCACUUAUCGAUCUUUAAGGAGAUCGUUGCCGACCUAGUGUCGAUGGAGGUAAAAUAUGAUGAUGAAGAUUUAGCUCUUCUACUGUUAUGCUCACUGCCUACUUCAUUUGCAAAUUUUCGAGAUACCAUACUAUUAAGCCGUGAUGAACUAACUCUUGCGGAAGUAUAUGAGGCCCUUCAGACGAGGGAGAAGAUGAAAGGAGACGUUCUGGUUGUUUUUGUUGGUUGUGUUGCUGGUCGUGAUGAAUGGAUACUUGAUUCUGCAUGCUCGUUUCAUAUAUGCUCUAACAGAGAUUGGUUCAGUUCUUAUGAGUCUGUGCAGAGUGGAGAUGUCGUGCGUAUGGGAGAUAACAAUCCACGUGAGAUUGUGGGCAUUGGCUCCGUUCAGAUCAAGAUACAUAAUGGCAUGAUACGCACACUGAAAGAUGUGAGACACAUACCAGGGAUGGCCAGAAAUCUUAUCUCCCUUAGCACACUUGAUGCCAAGGGAUACAGACACUCCGGUUCAGGUGAAGUGUGUAAGGUAUCAAAAGGUUCUCUCAUUCAUAUGAUAGGUGAUAUGAAUUCAGCAAAGUUAUAUGUUCUUAGAGGAAGUACUUUACAUGGUUCCAUCACUGCUGAUGCUGUUUCUAAAGAUGAACCAAGUAAAACUAAUCUCUGGCAUAUGCGUCUUGGGCAUAUGAGUGAACUUGGUAUGGCAGAAUUGAUUAAGAGAGACCUGUUGGAUGGCUGCACUGUGGGUAAGAUGAAGUUCUGUGAGCACUGUGUUUUUGGUAAGCACAAGAGAGUAAAAUUCAAUGCAUCUGUUCAUACCACCAAAGGUACACUUGAUUAUGUACAUACUGAUUUGUGGAGGCCGUCUCGUAAGCCCUCUUAUGGUGGUGCUCAUUAUAUGCUUACCAUUAUUGAUGAUUACUAUAGAAAAGUGUGGCCUUACUUUCUAAAAAAUAAAGAUGAUACUUUUGCUGCUUUUAAAGAGUGGAAAGUUAUGAUAGAAAGGCAAACUGAAAGGAAGGUUGAGAACAUUCAUGAGCCGGCUACGUACACUGAAGCUGUUGUUUCUGCUUUACAAUGUGCUAGUAUGGAUGAGAAUUUUGAGUACAUGUCAAGAGUUCCAUAUUCUAGUGAUGUUGGUUCUUUGAUGUAUGCUAUGGUUUGCUCUUGUCCUAAUUUAUCAUAUGCUAUGAGUUUGGUUAGUAGAUACAUGGCUAAUCCUGAUUUUGCUACUGAUUUGGAUAAGAGAAGAUCUCUCACAGGUUAUGUGUUCACUAUUGAUGGUUGUGCUGUGAGUUGGAAGGCAACAUUGCAGCCCGUUGUUGCCCUAUCUACCACUGAAACAGAAUACAUGGCUAUUGCUGAAGCAUAUAAAGAAUCAGUUUGGUUGAAAGCGCAGAGCAUCCUGGCCAUCUGGGCGUGCCAGGUGGUGCUCAUGGGCGCCGUCGAGGGGUACCGCAUCGCCGGUGGCCCGCUCGGGGAGGUGGUCGACCCGCUGUACCCUGGCGGCAGCUUCGACCCGCUCGGGCUCGCCGACGACCCGGAGGCGUUCGCGGAGCUGAAGGUGAAGGAGAUCAAGAACGGCCGCCUCGCUAUGUUCUCCAUGUUCGGCUUCUUCGUGCAGGCGAACGUCACCGGCAAGGGUCCUCUCGAGAACCUCGCUGACCCUCACCUCGCCGACCCUGUCAACAACAACGCCUGGGCGUACGCCACCAACUUCGUCCCCGGCAAGUGA
This is a messenger RNA of Miscanthus lutarioriparius, 2037 nucleotides long. The record is from the annotation of a GenBank genome assembly. Lineage: Eukaryota; Viridiplantae; Streptophyta; Magnoliopsida; Poales; Poaceae.